GCAGAAAUCAGCCACCGGAAGCCAACACUGUGCCAUGCCUUGCCAGUUGUCAUUUCUGUGGUCUUCAUCUCUGGCAUUGUUUCUCUAGAUGAAUGUGUUUUUUAUACCAACAUAAUUAAUGACUAUCUUUUUAUAUGUACGAACUGUACGAUGGGGUUAUCUAAAAAGGAGGCUUUUAAGAUUUUAGAACUAGAACAAGGUGCAAGUGCAGAUGAAAUCGAGCUUAGUUACAAGCAGUUGGCUCUCAUGUGGCAUCCUACAAAGCAUAAUGGCAGUUCCACAUCAGUGCAGAAUUUCGAGAAGCUUUGUCAGGCGUACAGUGCGCUGACCGACAGGGAUGGAGCACAAAAGGAUUCACUCACCUUGGACGACAUGGCUGCUCUCUUCCAAAAGGCAUUCAAUAUUGGUGACUCGGAUGACUCGUCGUGUGAUUCCUGUUAUGGCGAUGUGGACGGCAGGCAGUACUGCGUCAACCACAAAGACGCUGCGCGAGCUGCUCUGCACAACGGAAAUGAACUCAUUGCCCAGGAACAAAAGGAAAAGGCCCAAGCACAGCGCAAGAAGUCCAAAAAGAAGAAACGGAGGGAACGGAAGCGUCAACUGAAAGAACAGCAAGAGCAAGGAGCCUGUGCCGUGACACAGGAAGAGCACAAAGUUGCGAUAUUGUCUGGCAGCGAGGAGAAAUCAAAGAGCUCGGACGGGGAUCAAGAAGAGGACGAUUUGGAUCCAAACAGUGCAUUUGUAGCCGCUGCCCUUAAUAGAAAGGGGCGCCAGGGGUUAGCGACGCAGGCGGCCCCGGCAGUCACGAAGGAAACGAAGCAAGAAGAAGAGAUGUCGAAGGCCAAUGUCAUGCAGAGCCGAGAGCUGGCUCUUCAAGGAAACGAAAUGGCAAACCAGGGCCUCUACAAGGAAGCCAUCAACUUAAUAACGCAAGCUAUCAAGCUGUACUCAGUAGAACAUAGGUAUUUUGGAAAUAGGUCAUACUGCUUUUACUGCUUGGAGAAAUAUGAUAAAGCAUUGAAGGACGCCGAGCACGCCAUUGAGCUGGCACCCACGUGGCCGAAGGGCUACUUUCGGCGCGGCCGAGCUCAAGUAGGGCUGGGCCUCCUGAACGAAGCGCAGCGGUCGUUCGAAGAAGUCCUGCGGCUGGACCCCAACUGCGAGGAGGCCGUGCAGGAGCUGCACGCGGCCCGGCUUCUGGUGGUGUGCGAGGCCGGCUUCUCUGAAAACGACGCGCGGCUCGCGCUGUCCUGUCACGGCUGGAAAGUGGAGGAAGCCAUCGACGCCCUGCUCAUGGACUCCGCCUCGGCGCCGGCGGCGCCGCGGCCCCUGAGGCCGACGACGUAUCCGCUGCAGCCGCCGGACGUCAAGAUGAACCCGAGCAAUCCAAACGGGCUGUGCUCCAUCUGGGUCGGCAACGUGCGCCCCGAAGUCACAGAGAAAAUGCUCACGGCCCUCUUUAAGAUGCAUGGUGACAUACAGAGCAUUCGUGUGAUGCACGAAAGACACUGUGCCUUCAUCAACUACACCAACAGUACUGCAGCAGGGCGUGCCAUGGAUGCCCUUCAGGGUAAAGAGCUGUGCGGGACGCGUCUCCUCAUUAGGUUUCCUGACAACGCAUUUGCUGACCGUGGUUCGGGAGUGCUUGUCCUCAAGAAGCAACCUGUCAAGUGCUACACCACCACCUGCAGAACAACAAAUAAACCAGCAGAGAACAGCGAACCGAAGCCAAAGAUCAAGGGACCCGUGAAUGGGGACGAGUGCUACUUUUGGCGCACCACGGGCUGCUCGUACGGUGAGCACUGUCGCUACCGACACGUGCCCAAGAAUCAAGGCAUUGACCGCAAAGCCUGGCCUACAAAAUGACGGAUCAGCUGCAGUUCAUUGGCCAACGUCGUGGCUGCUCUCGUGCCUUGGACAAGUGCCUUGGUGCUGCUGCUGGCCUCUCCAACUUGUACAUAUGCAUUUCGGUUUUCAGCAGGUGUUGUUCAGCAUGCUUCCGACGGACACCAGCUGCGCACAGCUUGGCUUUGCAAAGCUUCAGUUUUAAUGCCAGAGCAGAGCGUCAUCUGUUCACAAGAGCAAUCACGUGCCAAACAGUUCGCAUUCCGACAUUUUAGUACGCUCUAUGUCUUUAGGAAAUUGUCAAUUUCCUGUUGUACGCAAGAACCCGUUACUGUAUACUCUGUUCCAAAUCCAGAAGCUGUGGAUUAAACACCAUUCUUGCCAUCA
Molecule: messenger RNA, 2232 nt
Organism: Ornithodoros turicata
Lineage: Eukaryota; Metazoa; Arthropoda; Arachnida; Ixodida; Argasidae
Exons: 15
Coding region: 151-1866 (571 amino acids)
Molecular function (GO): RNA binding; metal ion binding; protein binding
Source: RefSeq, a predicted model, not a curated record